GAUGACAUAAACACUGUCGUCAAAGGAGAAUUAACGCAACUUCUACAACAUAUUACGGAUGAAGAGAAAUGGAAAGAGGUUGAUUCAUACUGCAAAGGCGACAUUGGUUCAACGUCAAACGACACACCAGGAGAAAUAAGUGCAAAGCAAAAAGCUUGUAAGCUUUUUGCUUCAGGUUUAAAACACAUUUCUAAAAUUGAGGACGACACCAAAAAGGCUGAUGUACCACUUAGAAAAACUAUGAUGUGCGCAGCACUUAAUCUUUAUGCUGAUCAAUUAAUUACAAAAGCAACAGAUCAAUGUCCUUUAGAUAAUGAAAAAUUGGAUCAGGCAAUACAACACGCUUUUGAAAAAUAUAAUGCCACUAAUAAUGGAAUAUCUCAGUGCUCAACUUCUAAUUCUUGCUUUGAAUGCAAAAGAGAAAGCACUUUUCACAAUUGUCAAAUUGGCAGCAAAGCCACUGACACAGUAAAGCCUAAAUUGGAGUCAUUGCUCCAAGACAACGACAACUCCAACCCUCACAACAACAAGGAAAAAACACUGAACAAAAUAAAUAAAAUAGAAUCUUUCUGUACUCAAGUCCAAUGUGCUAUCAAACAAGAACUUAGGAGAAAACGUAAACUUCAAAAAGGAGAACUACCAUCUUGGGGUGCCUUGAGCGAUGAGAUCGGAAAGGAAUUAACGGAACUUUUAAAAGAUAUGAACAGCGCUACAAAGCAGUCGGCUGCUGAACAGUACUGCAAAGAUGACAGCAAAUGGAAUAAAUUUGGCCAUACAGAAAGGCGAACAAAUAAAGCAGCUUGUUUGCAUUUUGCUGCAGGACUGCAGCACAUUUAUACCCAUGGUAAAGGCCAAAAGGACCCUCUUAAUGCCCCAUCGUUUGAACAAACGAUGGGUUGUUUAUUUCUUAAAGAAUAUUCAAAACAAUUGCAAACAAUGGCAAAUGAUAAGAAAAGGGGAAAUAGUUGGGUACAUCCCCAUUGUAGCAUAGAGGACGGUAUAAAUCACGCUUUUGGUGAAAGUAAUGCCAUUAUGAAUGCAUCAUCUAAAUGCAAUAAUGGUACUAAUUCUUGUUUUGUGUGCACAUUGGACGAUAAAAACGAUUAUAAAGAUUGCUCCAUUGGCAAUGACAAAGUACCGGACAAAGUGGAACCACUGUUCAAAGACCAAUCGAAACAAAAACAAAUGGAAGACACAUUAUCGAAUACAGUCUGUCCCAUCCUUAUUACGGAUCUCCUUACCCCUUUUCUUCCUUUGGCUCCUGUCUCCAUUGGCCUUUCUGCUAUGGCUUAUUACCUUUGGAAAUAUUUUGGUCCUCUUGGUAAAGGAGGACCACGUUUCAGAAGAUCUCCUGCUGAAAUUCCUGGUCCAUCAGUACAAGAACAGCUCCACGAUCAUGUGCAGCAAGAUAGUUCACAUGAAUAUCAAUUGGUGAAGGAACGAAAACCUCGUUCUGCUCCAACAAGAACGAAACGUUCUGGUCGCGUGAAUCGUCGAACGAUUAUUGAAAUUCAUUUUGAAGUGUUGGAUGAAUGUCAAAAAGGCGACACACAAUUGAACCAGAAGGAUUUUCUGGAACUUUUGGUUCAAGAGUUCAUGGGAUCCGAAUUAAUGGAAGAAGAACAGGUUCCUAAGGAAGAAGUUCUUAUGGAAGGUGUUCCUAUGGAAAGUAUUCCUUUGGAGCAGGUUCCAAUGGAACGUGUUCCAAGUUUAGGUUCCGGGUUUAUGGUUUAA
This is a messenger RNA of Plasmodium knowlesi strain H, 1734 nucleotides long. Its product is annotated as SICAvar, type I (fragment). Lineage: Eukaryota; Apicomplexa; Aconoidasida; Haemosporida; Plasmodiidae. The annotation marks the transcript as partial. The record is from RefSeq and is a predicted model, not a curated record. The transcript is spliced from 3 exons.